AUAGUCAGAAGCCAUAACAAGAGGCUCAACCUGGAAAGAGUCCCACAGGGGGACAGAGAUCUGCCAGAGUGCAGCACGGGGCAUACACUGUGGGUGCUUGCUACCCCAGGAGGGCGACACCAUCUGGAAAUCACUUUAUAACCAGAAGAGGAAUUCCGAUCCACAUAUAUAGAGGCGGCAAUCCGUCUACAGGAGCUCCAUAAUCUCCGAGAGACGGGUAACAUGGAGGCUUCGUUGCUCGUAGUUCUGCUUCUGGGCUCUUUGACCAUCACUCAGGUUGCAGAAGGUAGUAAGUCACGGAGUAGUUGCCCCCCCGGAUGGUUCUUUUACAAGGCGAACUGUUAUGGAUUUUUCCGAUACCCGCUAAGCUGGUCUGAGGCCGAGUUUGACUGCCAGUCAUAUGGACAUGGAGCACAUCUGGCCUCCAUUAUGGAUUCUGCUGAAGCCGAUAUCGUUGCCUCCCACAUCUCUGCCUACCAGAAGAACCAGCCAGUGUGGAUCGGACUUCAUGACCCUGAGCAGAACGGUCGCUGGAAGUGGAACGACGGCUCCAUGUACAAUUACCGAUCCUGGUUGCCGGGUCAGCCGGACAGUUAUAAGAAGGAAGAAUACUGCGGAGAGCUGUCCUGUAUAGAGAAGUUCCUAAAGUGGAAUGACAGCAACUGCCGGCUGGCCAAACAAUACUUGUGCAAAUACAAACCGUGAUCCCACCGGACCACAGAGGGUGCUCCAUGUGCCGGACGUCAGCUGAGAUCAUCCAUCAUCAAUAGUCCUCUAUGGUCAUCAAUAGUCCUCUAUGGUCAUCAAUAAUCCUCUAUGGUCAUCAAUAAUCCUCUAUGGUCAUCAAUAAUCAUCUAUGGUCAUCAAUAAAUAUCUAUGGUCAUCAAUAAUCCUCUAUGGUCAUCAAUAAUCAUCUAUGGUCAUCAAUAAAUAUCUAUGGUCAUCAA
Molecule: messenger RNA, 947 nt
Organism: Rana temporaria (common frog)
Lineage: Eukaryota; Metazoa; Chordata; Amphibia; Anura; Ranidae
Gene: REG4
Product: regenerating family member 4
Exons: 7
Coding region: 223-705 (160 amino acids)
Molecular function (GO): signaling receptor activity
Source: RefSeq, a predicted model, not a curated record